This is a messenger RNA of Drosophila rhopaloa, 986 nucleotides long. RefSeq names its product exosome complex exonuclease RRP42 (gene Rrp42). The record is from RefSeq and is a predicted model, not a curated record. The coding region runs from base 73 to 963 and encodes 296 amino acids. Gene Ontology annotation, cellular component: nuclear exosome (RNase complex); cytoplasmic exosome (RNase complex). Gene Ontology annotation, biological process: TRAMP-dependent tRNA surveillance pathway; nuclear mRNA surveillance; U1 snRNA 3'-end processing. NCBI's taxonomy places the organism in Eukaryota, Metazoa, Arthropoda, Insecta, Diptera, Drosophilidae. The transcript is spliced from 4 exons.
ACUGGUUCAUUGCACAUGUUGAAUUUGUUUUGAUUUUUUAAAACCAAUUUUGUUUAUUAAAUUAAGCUUAAAAUGGCCUAUGUUGCACUAAGCGAGGCUGAAAAAACCUAUAUACUGCACGGCGUAGAGGAUGACUUUCGCUGUGAUGGACGUUCUCGCCGGGAUUACCGCCCCAUGGAGCUGGAAACUGGGCUGGUCAGCAAUGCCAGUGGAUCCGCCCGCCUGCGACUGGCCAACACAGACAUCCUGGUGGGCGUAAAAACAGAGAUCGACGUGCCCAAUCCGUUGACGCCGGAAUUCGGCAAAUUGGAGUUCUUUGUGGAUUGCUCCGCCAACGCCACGCCAGAGUUUGAGGGACGAGGAGGAUCGGAUCUGGCCCAGGAGCUGGUGCUGUCCCUACAAAACGCCUACGAAUCACCACUGGCCUUUGAUUAUCGCACCUUGUGCCUCAUCCCCGGUCAGCAGUGCUGGAAGCUCUACAUAGACAUUUUGAUCCUAGAGUGCGGCGGCAAUCUCCAUGAUGCCGUCUCCCUUGCCGCAAAGGCAGCUCUGUUUAACACCAAGUUGCCACGGGUGACGGCCACCUUGUUGGAUGCCGGCAUCACAGACCUCAUCAUAUCGGACAACCCGUACGACUGCACCCGCAUUGGCAUUGAGACUGUUCCGCUUCUGGUCACUGUCUGCAAGAUUGGCGACUACUGCCUAGUGGAUCCUUCGGCGGAGGAGGAAGUCUGCAGCACUGUCAGCGUGGUGGUGUCCGUAUCCAUGCGUAAUGGCGAGCCAUUCCUUUCGGGCACCCACCUGACUGGCGGUGGCGCCAUGCACCGGGACACCAUGCGCAACUGUCUCCAGCUGGGCCUGUCCAUUGGCGAACACCUGGACAAACUGCUCACCAAGAUGCUGAAGCUGGAGCAGGAGCGCGUCGGGCCCAAGCGACCGAAGACGGUUGGGUUUCUCAAAUAAAGCGGCUUUGGCUUAUAAUGAAA